Physella acuta is the source of this 4891-nucleotide messenger RNA. RefSeq names its product zinc finger protein 883-like. The record is from RefSeq and is a predicted model, not a curated record. Lineage: Eukaryota; Metazoa; Mollusca; Gastropoda; Physidae. Gene Ontology annotation, molecular function: RNA polymerase II cis-regulatory region sequence-specific DNA binding; DNA-binding transcription factor activity, RNA polymerase II-specific. Gene Ontology annotation, biological process: regulation of transcription by RNA polymerase II.
UAGUAAAUGAGCAUGGUUGCAUCUGUUGGAAACAUCGCUUGAUUUAUUACUGAAAAGUUUUAAUUCAAUUAUUAUUGUUUAAAAACAGUUCAUUUAUAUGAAGCAGCAUGGGAGAGGCAACUGCUGAUUUAGAUUUACAGUCUGAUGAGUUUAAAGAAUUUUCAAAUUCUGAAGAUGUGAAGCCACUUCUAUCUACAGUAUUUUCAUCUUCUUCUGACAUAAAAACAGAAUUAUCAUUUUUAACUUUCCGUGAUAUCAAACCAAACUUGACAUUUAUAACUUCACAGGAUGAUAAAACCGUUGUUACGCCAGAUUUUUCAUCUUCUACAGACACAAAGUCAGAAUGUACAACAUUUUCCUCUUUUGAUGAUGUAAAACACCAUAUGACAUUUCUAACUUCUCAAGAUAAAACAACAGGAUUUUUAAUUUUUAAAGAUAUGGAACCUGCUGUAUCAGCAGUAUGUACAAGAUCUGAAAUUAUAAAACCAGAAUUAGAAACUUUAUCAACUUGUGAAGAUAUAAAACCAGAAUUAGAAACUUUAUCAACCAACACAGAAUUAGAAAUUUUAUCAACUACUGAAGAUAUAAAUCCAGAAUUAGAAAAUAAAUCAACUAGUGAAGAUCUAAAACCAGAAUUAGCAAUUUUAUCAACUAGUGAAGAUAUAAAACCAGAAUUAGAAACUUUAUCAACCAACAAAGAUAUAAAACCAGAUUUAUGGACAAAAUUUUUAGAUUCUGAGGACAAACAACAAAAUGGACUUGAAGAAAAGCUAAAACUCUCUGAAAACAAAUCAUAUCUGUCUGUAGAUCGUCAUGAACAGUUUUUUCCAAGUUCUAACUUGAAUAACCAAGCUGAAGUAGGGGAGAGGCCACUUGAAUGUGAUGCUUGCAAUAAAAUGUUUUCAGAUAGUUCUAGAUUAAUUAAACAUAAAGAAGUUCAUUCAGGGGAUAAGCCAUAUGAAUGUGAUGAUUGUCAUAAAAAGUUUUCUAAUAGUUCUGCUCUAAGCAGCCACAAAAAAAUUCAUUUACUAGUUAGACAUUAUGAAUGUGAUGUUUGUCACAAAAGGUUUUCAAGGAAUUCUGGUUUAGCGAAACACAAAAAAGAAGUUCAUUCAGGAGAUAAGCCUCAUGAAUGUGAUGUUUGUCAUAAAAAGUUUUCUAAGAGUUAUAAUUUAUAUACACACAAAAAAGUUCAUUCAGGAGAUAAACCAUUUGAAUGUGAUGUUUGUCAAAAAAAGUUUUCAUAUAGUUCUAGUUUAUGUACACACAAAAAAGUUCAUUCAGAAGAUAAACCAUUUGAAUGUGAUGUUUGUCAUAAAAAGUUUUCAUUUAGUUCUCAUUUAUAUACACACAAAAGAGUUCAUUCAGGAGAUAAACCAUUUGAAUGUGAUGUUUGUCAAAAAAAGUUUUCUCAGAGUUCUAGUUUAUAUGCACACAAAAAAGUUCAUUCAGAAGAUAAACCAUUUGAAUGUGAUGUUUGUCAUAAAAAGUUUUCAUCUAGUUCUUAUUUAAGGAAACAUAGAAAAGUUCAUACUGGAGAUAAACCACAUGAAUGUGAUGUUUGUCAUAAAAAGUUUUUAGACAGUUCUCAUCUAAACAGACACACAAAAAUUCAUUUAGUAGUUAAGCCUCAUGAAUGUGAUGUUUGUCAUAAAAAGUUUUCAUCUAGUUCUUAUUUAAGGAAACAUAGAAAAGCUCAUACUGGAGAUAAACCACGAGAAUGUGGUGAUUGCCCGAAAUAUUUUUCUGAAAUAAAGACUCCCGACAUAUUGGCUGCCGAUAUAAGGGCUCAAGAUAAGGGCUCCUGACAUGUUGGCUCCUGGCAAUUGGGCUCCCAAAAUAUUGGCUUUGACUAAAUGACUCUCGACAUAUUGGCUCCAGACCAAUUAAUUGCAUGACCACUAUUGGCAUAAAAGUAACAAUUUUAUCUUACCUCUAAUACAACUAUAAACUCUUUUAAAUGCCCGAAUGAACCAACAAAGCGAGCCCUUAACAGCUAAAUUUCACCAAUUCUAAAGUUUUGAUAAUGUUAAAUUUACAACAGAAAAGAUCUGUUGCUUAAAAGCGAGCACAGAAGUGUAAAUGUAUGAUAUACAUGAUGUUUACAUGAUAACAGCAUUUUGUUUUGAUAACCUACAAGCAUACUGGAGGUAGGAGGAAGGUACAGCGUGGAUCCUUCUCACACACAGCCUAUAACCGACUCAAUUAUGGAUGUCAUAGAUAGAUGACCCUUAAAUUAAAACAUACUAUAUUUUAUAAUAGAUAAACGAAUAUAAAAAUAAGGCCUGCCGAACAAGAGAUGCAUACUUUGUAAUGUAUUACAUAAAAGUGUUGAAUAAGCUAACUCUAAAGAAUAUUGAUGAAGGGGUCCCACUGGCAGGUGUCAUAUUCAAUGAGACCGCUUUGCCGGGAGACUUAGUCUCUACAGAAAUGGUAUUGUCAGUGGUCCUUUUGUCUGGAGCCAAAUUGACAGGAGCCACAUGAAUGUGAUCCUUGUCACAAAAGGUUUUCAAGGAAUUAUGAUUUAACGAAACACAAUAAAGCAGUUCAUUCAGGAGAUAAACCAUUUGAAUGUCAUGUUUGUCAAAAAAAGUUUUCUCAGAGUUCUAAUUUAUAUGCACACAAACAAGUUCAUUCAGAAGAUAAACCAUUUGAACGUGAUGUUUGUCAUGAAACGUUUUCAUAUAGUUCUAGUUUAAGGAAGCAUAAAAAAGUUCAUUCUGGAGAUAAGCCACAUGAAUGUGAUGAUUGCCAUAAAUAUUUUUCUGAAAUUUUUGCUCUAAGCAGCCACUAGUAACACAUGAAUGUGAUCUUUGUCACAAAAUGUAUUCUGGCAAUUCUGAUUUAAGGAAACGCAAAAGAGUUUAUUCAGGAGAUAAACAAUUUGAAUGUGAUGUUUUACAGUUCUACUGUAAGCAAACAUAAAAUUGUUCAUUCUUGUGUUAAGCUAUAUAAAUGUGAUGUUUAUCAUAAAGAGUUUCCACACAGUUCUACUCUAAGCAAACACAAAAGAGUUCAAAAUAAUCAUUUAGUAGUUAAGCCUUAUGAAUGUGAUGUUUGUCGUAAAAAGAUUUCUCAGAGUUCUAAUUUAAAUAGAAACAGAUGAUUUCAUUUAGGAGAAAAUCCAUAUUAAUGUGAUGUUUGUCAUAAAAAUUUUACAGACAGUUCUACUCUAAGCAAACAAAAAAAUAAUCAUUUAGUAGUUAAGCCUUAUGAAUGUGAUGUUUGUCGUAAAAAGAUUUCUCAGAGUUUUAGUUUUAAUAGACACAAAAGAUUUCAUUCAGGAGAUAAACAAUUUGAAUGUGAUGUUUGUCAUAAAAGGUUUUUAGACAGUUCUACUCAAAGAAAACACCAAAAGAAUUCAUUUAGUAGUUAAUCCUUAUAAAUGUGAAGUUUGUCAUAAAAGGUUUUCAGACAGUUCUAAGUUUAAUAGACUCAAAAGAGUUCAUUCAGGAAAUAUGCCAUAUGAAUGUGAUGUUUGUCAUAAAUGGUUUUCUCAGAGUUCUUACUUAAAUAAACACAAAAGAGUUCAUUCAGGAGAUAAUCCAAAUGAAUGUGAUGUUUGACACAAAAAGUUUUCAGACAGUUCUUCUCUAAGCAAACCAAAAAAUAUUCUUUUAUUAGUUAAGUGUUAUGGAUGCGAUGUUUGUCAUAAAAGGAUUUUAAACAGUGCUAAUUUAAAUAAACAUAGAAAAGCUCAUUCAGGUGUUGAGCCAUGUGAAAGUGAUGUUAUAGUAGGCACAAAGAAAUUCAUAUAUGAGAUUUUAUAUGAUAUUUGUCAUGAAAACUUUAACCAGAAUGGUGGUUAAUAAUAUGUUACAUUACUUAGAUUGUUGAAGCAUCAAUAGAAUAGAAUUUCUUAUCUUUAAUUCAUUCACAAUCUGUAUAUGUUAAUAAUAGGAUAAUGUUUAACAUCUACUUCUAGGUCACUUAUAUAUAUAUUUAUGUAUAUUUGUAAAAAUUGCAAAAGGUUCAUUGCAUAAAUUUUAAUGUAAUUUACAGGUAACAGAAAACUGUUCUUAAUAAAUUAUAAUAGUAAAUUACCCAUUUUUCACCAUCUUUGCUGCUAAACAUUUAUAGUUGAUCUUUUUCUUUGGUCUCAUCAAGGUUAAGUGGGGUCAUUUACUAACACAACUAUCAGUUUCUAAUGCUUGAAACAAUAACACCACAUACAAGUUAAACAUUAAAAAGCAAGAACACUAAACCUGCAAAGGGUAUGUUUUGACAUUUUAAUAUCAUAUUUUUAGCAAAAUUGUGGUUUUGAUGUGUUUAAUUUUGUAUUCUUUAUUUUUAAAAACACUUUAAUGAAAAUGUUACUGUAGUAAACUGGUAUAAGAUUGUAACAUGAAAUUAAAAUUGCUAACUAAAUCUAUCAAAUUCUUUUUAUUGUUUUACUACCAAUGUCUGUAUUCUAACAUUAUUAAUUCCAAUAAGACCACUGUGUGUUGAAUGCUGGGGUUAAUUUGACCCUCUUCUGAUUAUUUAAAUUUAAUGCCUUAACAUGCCAGGUAGCUGAGGUCAGUGUCAAGUUUUCUCUCAGAGAAAGAGUAAACAGGUUCUUAGCCAAAUACCGCACAACUCCUCAUAUAACAACAGGUGUUGCACCAUGUGAAUUGCUAUGUGGUAGGAAAAUUAAAACUCAUCUUGACCUACUACAUCCAACUGUUCAAAGGUCUGUUUCCCAACAUCAACAUACACAAAAAGUAAAUCAUGACAAAACAUCCAUUGAAAGAGAAUUUGGAGUAAAUGAUGAUGUGUAUCUGAGAAAUUAUGGGAGAGGGGAAAAAUGGAUGCCAGGUCAAAUUGUUCAAUGUACAGGACCUGUGUCUUAUAAAGUAAAAACAAAUGAUGGACUUAUUGUCCGUAGACACGCAGACCAGUUAAAAAUAAC